CUGCCAGGUCCUGGUCUCCGGAGCUCAGUGCUGACUGCGGGAGGCGGAGGCCGCGCCAGGAGAUCAGCACCGGGGACAGCACCAUGUCCCGCAGCCCGGGCUCCCCCAGCGCCUCCGGAUAAGGAGCGGAGCUCACCCCGGGGACAUGGCGGACAGGACGGCACCCAGCUGUCACCUCCGGCUGGAGUGGGUGUACGGCUACCGGGGCCACCAGUGCCGGAACAACCUGUACUACACGGCGGCCAAAGAGAUCGUCUACUUCGUGGCGGGGGUCGGGGUGGUCUACAACGCCCGGGAGCACAAGCAGAAAUUCUACCUGGGGCACAACGAUGACAUCAUCAGUUUGGCUCUUCACCCCGAGAGGCUGCUGGUGGCUACUGGGCAAGUUGGGAAGGAGCCGUAUAUCUGCAUUUGGGACUCGUAUGCGGUGCAGACCGUCUCCAUACUGAAGGAUUUUCACACUCACGGGAUUGCUUGUCUGGCAUUCGAUCUGGACGGUCAGCGUUUGGUGUCUGUCGGCCUCGACUCCAAGAACACGAUCUGUGUAUGGGACUGGAGGAAAGGGAAGAUGCUCUCUAUGGCACCCGGGCACACUGACAGGAUCUUUGACAUCUCUUGGGAUCUCUACCAACCUAAUAAGCUUGUCAGCUGCGGAGUGAAGCACAUAAAGUUCUGGAGCAUGUGUGGGAAUUCACUGACACCGAAGCGCGGUGUUUUCGGAAAGACGGGUGACCUGCAGACCAUAUUGUGCCUGGCGUGUGCGAGGGACGAGGUGACCUACUCCGGAGCGCUGAACGGUGACAUCUACGUGUGGAAGGGGAUGAACCUCGCCCGGACAAUCCAAGGGGCGCACACGGCAGGGAUCUUCAGCAUGAACGCCUGCGAGGAGGGAUUUGCCACUGGCGGACGAGACGGCUGCGUGCGACUGUGGGAUUUAAACUUUAAGCCUAUUACUGUUAUUGAUCUCAGGGAAACAGACCAAGGAUAUAAAGGUUUAUCGGUGCGGAGUGUGUGCUGGCGGGGAGACCACAUCCUGGUGGGGACGCAGGAUAGCGAGAUCUUCGAGGUGGUGGUGCACGAGAGGAAUAAACCUUUCCUGAUCAUGCAGGGACACUGUGAGGGCGAGCUCUGGGCCCUGGCCGUCCACCCAACAAAACCGCUGGCCAUUACGGGGAGCGACGACCGAUCAGUCAGGAUCUGGAGUCUGGUGGACCACGCGCUCAUCGCUCGCUGCAAUAUGGAGGAACCCAUCCGCUGCGCCGCUGUCAGUACAGACGGCAUCCACCUAGCGCUGGGCAUGAAGGACGGAUCAUUUACUGUACUCAGAGUCAGGGACAUGACUGAGGUCGUGCACAUCAAGGACCGGAAGGAAGCCAUCCACGAGCUGAAGUACUCGCCGGACGGAAACUUCCUGGCCGUUGGCUCCAACGACAGCUGCGUGGACGUCUACGGGGUGGUGCAGAGAUACAAGAAGGUGGGCGAGUGCCAGGGGUCGCUGACCUUCAUCACUCACAUGGACUGGUCCUCGGACAGCAAAUAUCUGCAGACCAACGAUGGAAGCGGCAAAAGAAUGUUCUACAGGAUGCCAGGGGGCAAGGAAGUCGCCAACAAGGAGGAGCUGAAAGGCGUGCAGUGGGCGCGAUGGACGUGCGUGACCGGCAGCGAAGUGAACGGCAUCGGACCCAAAUAUUCUGACAUCAAUGAGAUUAACUCUGUGGAUGCCAACUAUCUGGGGCAGGUGCUGGUGACGGCCGAUGACUACGGCGUGGUGAAGCUUUUCCGGUACCCGUGUCCACGAAAAGGAGCGAAGUUUAGGAAGUACCUGGGUCACUCCGCCCAUGUGACUAGCGUGCGGUGGUCACAUGAUUACCAGUGGAUUGUCUCCGUCGGUGGCGCCGAUCACUCUGUGUUUCAGUGGAAGUUCAUCCCGGACCGGAAAUUGAAGGACGCACUGCACAUCGCUCCGCAAGAGAGUCUGAUGGAUUCUAACAGCGAUGAAUCGGAUUCCGAACAGUCUGACGUCCCAGAGCUGGACUCUGAGAUCGAACAGGAGACGCAGAUUACGUACCGGCGGCAGGUGUAUAAAGAAGAUCUACCUCAGCUUAAAGAACAAUGCAAAGACAAACACAGAAGUGCUUCUAAGAGGAGGGAACGCGCUCCCUUGAACAGCAUACGCCUGCAUUUUGUGCACGGGUACCGGGGCUACGACUGCCGGAGCAACCUCUUUUACACCCAGACGGGAGAGAUUGUUUACCAUGUGGCGGCCAUUGGCGUGGUGUACAACCGGCAGCAGAACACGCAGAGGUUCUAUCUGGGCCACACGGAUGAUAUUCUCUGCCUGGCCAUUCAUCCACUGAAGGAUUAUGUGGCCACAGGUCAGGUGGGCAGAGACAGCACGGUGCACGUCUGGGACUGCGAGACAAUCAAACCUCUCUCUGUGCUGAAGGGACAUCACCAGUACGGGGUGUGCGCUGUGGACUUCUCAGCGGACGGGAAGCGUUUGGCCUCUGUCGGCAUUGACGACUAUCACACCGUGGUCUUAUGGGACUGGAAAAAAGGCGAGAAGCUGUCGUCAGUCAGGGGAAGUAAAGACAAAAUCUUUGUGGUGAAGAUUAACCCCUACAUUCCCGACAAACUGAUCACUGCCGGAGUGAAGCACCUGAGGUUCUGGAGGCGCGCAGGCGGGGGUCUGAUCGGACGCAAGGCUUGUAUAGGGACGGGCUCGAAGAUUGACACAGUGAUGUGUGUGGUGUAUGGCUGGACGGAGGACAUGUCCUUCACAGGGACCUCCAACGGGGACGUCUGUAUCUGGAGAGACAUGUUCCUGAUGAAGACGGUGAAGGCCCACGACGGGCCGGUGUUCAGCAUGCACGCCCUGGAUAAGGGAUUUGUGACUGGUGGGAAGGACGGAGUGGUGGCGCUGUGGGACGAUGCCUUUGAACGUUGCCUCAAAACCUACGCAAUCAAAAGGGCUGCACUGGCUCCGGGCUCUAAAGGGCUGCUCCUAGAAGACAACCCCUCCAUACGUGCCAUAUCGCUGGGACACGGCCAUAUCCUAGUGGGAACGAAGAAUGGUGAGAUCCUGGAGAUUGACAAGAGUGGCCCCGUCACCCUGCUCGUCCAGGGACACAUGGAAGGAGAGGUCUGGGGUCUGGCUGCCCACCCCCACUUACCCAUCUGUGCCACUGUGAGCGAUGACAAGACCCUGCGCAUCUGGGACCUGUCCCCCAGUCACUGCAUGCUGGCCGUGCGCAAACUCAAAAAGGGUGGCCGGUGCUGUUCCUUCUCCCCGGACGGCAAGGCGCUGGCGGUGGGCCUCAAUGACGGGAGCUUCCUGAUUGUGAACGCGGACACGCUGGAGGACCUGGUGUCGUUUCACCACAGGAAGGACGUGAUCUCCGACAUCCGCUUCUCUCCCGGCAGCGGGAAAUAUCUGGCCGUCGCCUCCUACGACAACUUUGUGGAUAUUUAUAACGUGAUGAGCAGCAAACGGGUCGGCGUGUGUAAGGGGUCGUCCAGCUACAUCACCCACCUGGACUGGGACACGAGGGGUAAACUCCUCCAGGUGAACACUGGUGCUAAGGAGCAGCUGUUUUUUGAGGCCCCACGAGGGAAAAGACAGAUGAUUCCAGCCCACGAGGUAGAAAAAGUUUCCUGGUCUUCUUGGACGAGCGUCCUGGGUCCGAGCUGCGAGGGCAUCUGGCCGGUGAUUGGGGAGGUCAGCGACGUGACGGCCGCCGCGCUCAGCAACGACGGCAAAAUCCUCGCCACCGGUGACGACUUCGGAUUCGUGAAGCUUUUCCGGUAUCCGGUCAAAGGGAAGUUUGGGAAGUUCAAGCGAUACGUGGCUCACAGCUACCACGUCACCAACCUGCGCUGGAUCCAUGAUGACAGCCUCCUGGUGACUGUCGGGGGUUCGGAUACGUCCCUAAUGCUGUGGACUCAUGAAGUGGAGGGACACCGGGAGAUGAGACAGUGCGACAGCGAGGAGUCCGACAUAGACUCGGAGGAGGAUGGAGGUUAUGACAGCGACGUAAUGCGGGAGAAUGAGAUGAUGUACACCAUCAAAGCCUUAUCCACCAAUAUCCGGCACAUGGCAGGAAUCAAACCUCACCUGCAGCAGAAGGAGCUGUCCCUGGACGAGAGGCAGGGAGUAGUCCGACCCCCAGUCAGCAGAGCGUUACCCCAGCCUGAGAAACUGCAGACCAACAACGUGGGGAAGAAGAAGAGACCUAUUGAGGAUCUGGUGCUGGAGCUGGUGUUCGGUUACCGCGGUAAAGACUGCCGGAACAACGUGCACUACCUGAACGACUGUGCUGAUAUCCUGUACCACGCUGCCUCCGUCGGGAUCCUGUACAAUGUCGCCACAGGAUCUCAGAGUUUUUACCAGGAACACACGGAUGACAUUUUGUGCCUCACCAUCAACCAGCACCCGAAGUUCACCAACAUAGUGGCAACUGGCCAAGUAGGUGAUGCGGCGGACAUGUCCGCCUCGGCCCCCUCCAUACACGUGUGGGACGCGGUGAGUAAGCAGACCCUCUCCGUACUUCGAUGCUAUCACUCCAAGGGCGUCUGCUCCGUCAGCUUCAGUGCCACCGGGAAACUGCUCCUGUCUGUGGGGCUGGACCCGGAACAUAGCGUCACCAUCUGGAAAUGGCAGGAAGGUGCCAAAAUCGCCAGUAAGGUCGGUCACAACCAGCGGAUCUUUGUGGCGGAGUUCCGCCCGGACUCGGACACCCAGUUUGUGUCUGUGGGGGUGAAGCACGUGCGGUUCUGGACGCUGGCAGGGAGGGCGCUGCUGAGUAAGAAGGGGAUGCUGAGCUCCAUAGAAGACGCCAGGAUGCAGACCAUGUUGGCGGUGGCUUUCGGAGCUGGAAACCUGACCUUCACCGGUACAAUCAGCGGAGACGUCUGUGUCUGGAAGGAUCACAUAUUGUCGCGGAUUGUGGCCAAAGCUCACAAUGGGCCGGUGUUCACCAUGUACACCACCCUGCGGGACGGGCUGAUCGUCACCGGGGGAAAGGAAAGGCCGUCUAAGGAGGGCGGCGCAGUGAAGCUUUGGGACCAAGAACUGAAGAGAUGUCGCGCCUUCAGGCUAGAAACCGGCCAGACGACCGACUGUGUGCGAUCUGUGUGCCGGGGGAAGGGUAAGAUCCUGGUUGGAACUCGCAACGCAGAAAUCAUUGAAGUCGGGGAGAAGAACGCGGCCUGUAAUAUCCUGAUCAAUGGUCACAUGGACGGACCCAUCUGGGGACUGGCCACUCAUCCCACCAGGGACUUCUUCCUAUCAGCCGCAGAGGACGGGACCGUCCGGUUAUGGGACAUAGUAGACAAGAAGAUGCUGAAUAAAGUGAAUCUGGGCCACGCGGCCCGUACGGUGUGUUACAGUCCCGAAGGAGACAUGGUGGCCAUAGGGAUGAAGAACGGAGAGUUCAUCAUCCUGGUCGUCGCCUCCUUAAAGAUCUGGGGGAGGAAGAGGGAUCGGAGGUCGGCGAUCCAAGACAUCAGGUUCAGUCCGGACUCUCAUUACCUGGCGGUGGGAUCCAGUGAGAACGCGGUGGAUUUCUACGAUCUCACCAUCGGCCCCUCGCUGAACCGCAUCAGUUACUGCAAAGAUAUCCCCAGCUUCGUGCUGCAGAUAGACUUCUCUGCCGACAGCCGCUAUGUGCAGGUCUCCACGGGUUGCUAUAAGAGGCUGGUCUAUGAAGUGCCUUCAGGAAAACUCCUUACGGAACAAGCUGUGAUUGACCGGAUAACAUGGGCCACCUGGACCAGCGUCCUGGGUGAUGAGGUGGUGGGGAUCUGGUCCAGACACGAGAAGUCAGACGUGACGUGCGCCUGCGUCUCGCACUCAGGGAUCAGCCUGGUUACGGGCGAUGACUUUGGAAUGGUCAAACUGUUCGACUUCCCCUGUCCUGACAAGUUUGCAAAGCAUAAGCGCUUUCUGGGGCAUUCAGCCCAUGUGACCAACAUAAGGUUCACCAGCGCGGAUCGCUAUGUGGUCAGUGCAGGAGGUGAUGACUGCAGCCUGUUUGUAUGGAAAUGUGUCCACAUGCCGCACUGAUGACUAAACGACUAAUCGUGGGCGGAUCCGGAAGAACAGAGGUUCCUGCAGAAUCGUGGACAAGUCGCAGUCAUCCGGAGCCAGACGUGUCCUACUGAGAAGGCGGGAGUCAAGCGGAUCAGCUUUACCGGGACGCAUGCGCUGCCUCUCUCCGCGGAUCUAUUCAGAGCAGGAGUCGGUGUUACUAUCUCACUUGUGCCAGUUCUCGGACAGGUCCGACCCGUUUUGCCGGAAGGACGCAGUGGUUACUUAGCGAACCGAUUACGAUGAUUCCCUGAUGAUGGCGCAGAGCAGCCUGGACGUACGGCGGGCACCAGGGCCUCGCUCUAAUCGCUGUGCCGGCCGGGACGCGAGUGCCUUCCCUUUCUCUCCCAAAGUCUGACGUUUCCCGUCUUUGCCUUGUGCAGUCCGUCCCGCGCUGCCGUUGCCAUAUCUAUGUGCUGCUUUGUUUCUUUUGGACACUUCCAGCUGUGAUGAAGACGACGUUCUCCGGUCCGCCGUUACCUCUUCGGUGCUAGAAGGGGCCGGUAUCUCAUAUUGGGGCCACACAGAGCAUAUAAAAAAAACAAAUAUAAUUUCUUAUAAGUU
Messenger RNA from Hyla sarda, 6652 nucleotides. RefSeq names its product EMAP like 5 (gene EML5). The record is from RefSeq and is a predicted model, not a curated record. Bases 146 to 6064 code for a protein of 1972 amino acids. NCBI's taxonomy places the organism in Eukaryota, Metazoa, Chordata, Amphibia, Anura, Hylidae. Gene Ontology annotation, molecular function: microtubule binding. The transcript is spliced from 43 exons.